AUGUCGCACCCACAAAAGAAGCUUAAAGUAGCUGUCAUCGGACCCAAAGGGCAGUGCGGCUCCUGCGUCGUCGAUGAACUCCUGUCCAGGGGCCAUUCUGUCGUGGGCAUCUCCCGCAACCCACCGCAAAAAUGGGCGACCGAGGGCGACUACAAACCGCACGCCGUCGACCUCCACGACACGGACCGGUUCGCCCAGGCCCUCUCCCAGGACUACGACGCCAUCGUCUGCGCGUAUGGGCCCCCCAUAUCUAAGCUCCGCGAGAUUUAUGAGCGCUGCGUGGAGGACCACGCCAAGAUCAAAGAAGCGGUUCUCGAAUCGACGCAUUCUGGGGAAUUUAUCGUAAUUGGAGGGGCUGGUUCCCUGCAUACCUCCAAGGGGAAGCAGCUACUUGAAACCGAUGGGUUCGCAUACGCUUGGUGGUACGGAUGGCCCGAAAAGCACCUCGAAUAUAUGACAGUCCGUGCUACGGACCACGGCGCAACGGGCUUCGCAAACCUAAUUAGACUGUUCAGAUGGGCCCGGAACAAUGUUGAGCGCCCGGGUUGGUUCUCGUGGAUCCUGCGGCCGUUUGCCCGGUUGCUGCUCUGGCGAAUAAAAAAGAUCAUGGUGGACAGGCCCGCGCAGGGCCUGAUCACGGGCUCCCGGAUAGCCUUGAACAUGUGGCUGGGUGUCAGGGACAAGAAGUGGUCUUUUCUGUCGCCGCCGGGGCUCCUCCGUGACAAGGGGAUCCGCACGGGGGAGUACAAGGUCUACCUUGAUUCGAAAGAGACACCAGCAGACGACGCUGUUGAUGGUGGUAUCUAUAAUGAAGACAUGGCAGUUGCGAUCGUGGAUGAGGUUGAGAAGGGGCAGCUGGCUUACAAGCAUUGGUCCUGCACUGGCCCCAUAGAUGUUAAAGGCCAAAGAUGGUAG
Messenger RNA from Diaporthe citri, 915 nucleotides. RefSeq lists its product as uncharacterized. Lineage: Eukaryota; Fungi; Ascomycota; Sordariomycetes; Diaporthales; Diaporthaceae. The record is from RefSeq and is a predicted model, not a curated record. The transcript is spliced from 5 exons. Bases 1 to 915 code for a protein of 304 amino acids.